GACCGAAUAAGGGUUUUCAUGCAAAACCUGGGUUUUCAAAGAUAUAUUCAACCAUUUCUCUUCAAAUACUUCACUUUAAUUAUAAUUUGAAUGAAGAAAAGAUAUCGAAGAAUUUUCGUCGUUUCUAUUUGAAAGAGUUAAGUUCCUUCAAGAGGAAGAAUUUGAAUAAUUUUAAUUAUUUGAAAUAAAUCGAUAUUUAAAUAUAAUUGAAAAUGUUCCUCAUAGCAGUUACAGGUGGGAUUGCUUGUGGCAAAACAACGGUGUGCGAAGUUUUCCAAAAAUAUGACAUCCCUGUGAUAAAUGCUGAUCUAAUAUCGAGGCAAAUUGUUGAACCGGGCAAACCAGUGUGGAAGAAAAUAAAGGAACAUUUUGGUGACGAAGUUUUUAAUGAAGAUAAAACAUUAAAUCGCGAUAUACUUGGACAGAUAAUCUUUGAUUCUGUUGAAAAGCGAAGGAUUCUUAAUCGUCUCACACAUCCCAUCAUACAUCGAACAAUCUAUAAGGAAAUUUUUAAAUACUUUUUCUUAGGAAAGAAUUUUGUGGUGCUAGAGUUGCCGCUUCUCUUCGAAGUCAACUCAAAUUUGAUUAAUUACAUUCACAAGAUAAUUUGUGUUGCAACUGAAGAAGAUAUUCAAAUUGCAAGACUGAUGGAUCGAAAUAAUAUGUCACUAUCAGAAGCUAAGAAGCGCAUACAAGCACAAAUGCCUUUAGAAGAAAAGUGUAAAAUGUCACACUUUGUAAUCGAAAAUAGUGGAAGUCAGAAAGACAUGGAGGAGCAGACAAUUAAGAUAAUUAACAUGCUUUUAGAUAGUAAUCACCAUUGGAAACUUCGCAGUAUUUUAAUGGCAUCUGCUUUCUCGAUACUUGCUGGUCUCGCGUGGCUUCUCAAUCGAAAAUAUAAAUUCAUUAGCAACUAAGAUUAACAUUCCCGAAUCAAAGAAAAAUUCCCAAAGGGAAACAAAUACAUUUUAUAAUGAAUUCUAGUUAAUUGGCAGGUUUGGAACUUUUCUAUAUUUUAUUUUAAUAAGUUAUCCUUUUAAAUACAAGAAUAAUCAAAUUAUCUAAAGUGUUCAAUAGAUUAGUGUUGUAAUUGUGAAUUGCUAAUGGUCAAAGAAUAAAAGGAGAAUAUGAAUUCCCAAAACAAAAACUA
Clunio marinus is the source of this 1150-nucleotide messenger RNA. The record is from the annotation of a GenBank genome assembly. NCBI's taxonomy places the organism in Eukaryota, Metazoa, Arthropoda, Insecta, Diptera, Chironomidae.